Corticium candelabrum is the source of this 1105-nucleotide messenger RNA. RefSeq names its product G patch domain-containing protein 11-like. The record is from RefSeq and is a predicted model, not a curated record. The transcript is spliced from 8 exons. Gene Ontology annotation, cellular component: kinetochore. The coding region runs from base 1 to 825 and encodes 274 amino acids. Lineage: Eukaryota; Metazoa; Porifera; Homoscleromorpha; Homosclerophorida; Plakinidae.
AUGCCCAAGAGAUAUCGUAGCUUCACUGUUGAAUACAAGAUCAGUGUUGUUGAUGGCAUCGAGGCAAUGGCUCGAGCUGGGCACACUACAAUUAUCUGGAUUAGACAAAAAGCAGUUUCUCCCAGUAAAUUACUAGCCAAGCUCCUAGUGAAAUUACAGCUACCCAAAAAUGCAGCUGGGGCUGUGUUGCAGGCUUCACGCAAACUGACACCACCUAGUCGGACAGGCAUUGACGAAGAGCACGGUCAAAAAAUUGAAAAUACUGUUCUUAUGUAUAUUCUGACACCUAAUAUAAAAAAUUACCAAAUUGGUUUCAAUAUAUUGAUAGCACUUCUAUGUGUAGGUCAGGGUAGAACUGAACCUGUUCCAGUUGAAGUCAAGAACAAUAGGCAAGGUGUAGGCACUGUCAGACGGCCAAAGCAUAAGCUCACUUUGCGUGCGGUAUCGACUGUGUCAGCUGCCAAACAGGCACGUGUUGAGACAGAGGAAAGAAGGGACUUUCGUCAGAGAAUGAGUGACAAGUUUGCACUCGUCGGAACGCUUCAAGAUCUUGCCAAGAGUCAGAGAGUAUGCUAUCAGCUUGAUCAAGCAAAAGGUUUAAGUUGUGUACAGUCUUGGUUUUGGCCCCCUGAGUGUAGGCCAGGUGCCGACUCGGACAAUGAGGAUGAGGAUGAUGAUCAACCAGAUGACUUUAAACUACAGUUGGUUACGAAGCAUCUGAGAAGUACUCAUUUUUACUGUGUGUGGUGUGGAAGUGGAUAUAAAGAUACAGAGGAGAUGAUUAGUUUAUGCCCGGGAGACACAGCACGGGAUCAUGAUGAUUAGAUGGUUGCUCGCUUGUGCGAGUGUAAUGGUCGACGACCUCGUGUGAUCAAAUUGUGUUUUUAAGUGAAGACUGUUUGGAAUAGAAUUGGCACUUGCAAGGCAAGAGUACAAGAGUACCUCAUUAGAUAAACAUCUGAGUACUUUGUUUCACAUAAUUUUCUAUUCACUACAAAUAGUGUGGCAGACAACAUAGUUUACAAGGAAAGUUUCUUCGUUUACUGCUGUUGCCUUUAAUUUUUAAGUCACUGCCUAUACAGUCGUAUAUACAGUCACAAUCAGA